AUGCAACUUACAAUUUUACAACUGCUGUACCGUCAGUUGGGAAAAAGUACGAGAUACGAUAAUAGAGCCGCCCCACGCCGAAUAAAGUAAAUUCAGACCCCGUCGUGGACGUGUAAAGUGAAAGAAAUAAAAUUAAAUUUCCUCCUCUUUCUGCUUUACAUUUCUCUUUUCUUUUCUCUCUCUCUCUCUUUCUCUGUCUCUCUGUCUAUCUCUCUCUAUGAAAGAUCAAUAAUAUGCUAAAUCCCUGCUUAAUAUCCCGUAUGUUAUUAGGUAAUCAAAAUUCGACACCUGCGAAAGAUAUACGUUUACGACAAACUGGCAGCUCUUGUCUGAGAAAUUCGUCUUCGUCAGGAUCUUCUCAGGAUGUCCGAGAUUCGAUUUCAAGUCCACGGAGACCAGUCAGUUACACGCAUUCCUCGCAACUUCCUCAAAGGUAAUACAAUUUUAUACUUUUUAACCGUUUAAGUGCUACGCGGUUUUGCAAAAAUCUGGUCGAAAAAUGCCAAAUGAUGCAAUCACGUUUCUUUCGUUUCAUGUUUAAAAAUGCCAAGCGGUGCAAUGACGGCAAAGUUUUCAAUUUAGUAGAGUCUCGCUAAGCGGUAACAAUAAAGUUACUACACAUCGACAAAAUCCAAUCGUGCAGUUCGAAUCUAUGCCCAUGAAUUGGCACUUUUAGGUAGUGAAUAGAAAUGCGAUCGUGCCGUCUGAUACUCAAACGGUUACAUGAAGUGUUCAGAAUAGAUCAAAUUUCUUUUUCUACGAUUCGAUUAAUAAUUCGAAUAAUAAUUCUUCCAUGUUGCGUGUACUUAGGAGAGAGUCACAUUGUGCUUUAUUAUAUCUUGUGUUUUUAUUAUAUCUUGAACUAAAGUCGGCAACUCAAAAUUUCAAAGGGAAAAAAAAUUUUCAAAAUUUGUGAUUUAAAUGGAAUUUUAUAAAUAGAGGAGAAUUACUUUUGUCAAAUUUAUUAGAAAAAAGUUUUUAAUUCGCAAAAGUAAAAAAGUUGUAAUUUAUAAAAACGAGAAAUUAUUAUGUACUGUCGGUUUAUUAUUAUAAUAGUAAAUUUUUAGAUCUAAAUGUGUUACAAUGAUAAUAGAAAGAUAUUUAAGGAUAAUUAUUACAGUAGAAAAUUUUUAUUCCAAUGUUAUUUUUACGAGCAUCAUAAAUGACACAAUCACUUAACUUAAUUUUCUUCAUUUGUGUAUUCGAUGUAUAUAUAACUAAUUUCGUUUCUUUUUUUGAAAUUUCAGAUAUAUUUUUAUGGAGAAAAAUAA
This is a messenger RNA of Heterotrigona itama, 1271 nucleotides long. The record is from the annotation of a GenBank genome assembly. NCBI's taxonomy places the organism in Eukaryota, Metazoa, Arthropoda, Insecta, Hymenoptera, Apidae.